Ceutorhynchus assimilis (cabbage seed weevil) is the source of this 4131-nucleotide messenger RNA. Lineage: Eukaryota; Metazoa; Arthropoda; Insecta; Coleoptera; Curculionidae. The record is from the annotation of a GenBank genome assembly.
GGGGUGGUGGUAAACGUCAAAAUUUUUGAUAGGAAAAAAAAUGUCGGAUUUUUCGCAGGUGUAAACAAAAAUUACCAAGAAAAGUUUAUCGAAAAAGGUCAUUCUAAUGGAUAUGCAGGGAAAUCGUAAUCGGCGAAUGGUCAAAAUCAAAUGGCUAUUUUCGAGCGGGAAAUUAGUAGAAAAGUGUUGCUAGACGACACCGAGCCGAUAACUUGCAAAAUCGAAAAUUGGCAAAACGUAAAUGGUCACACAGAAUUCAUAAUCAAAGUUCGUAGAGGCCCCUUCUCGGACCAGACCUGGAAGGUUCACAAACGUUACAAUGACUUCCUCAAGCUGCACCAGCUGUUGCAAGUGUCCCAGAUCCCUUUGGAGUUACCCCCGAAAAAGCUUAUUGGAAACCUGGACCCACAAUUUAUCAGUGAAAGACAGAAGGCCUUACAAAAAUAUCUAGACACAAUCCUAAUGAAUCCGAUAUUGGUUUCGUCGUUGCCAGCAAGAUCUUUCGUAGAUCCUGCCAAUUAUUGUCAGCCGUUCGCUGAAGUAGCUUUGCAACAUGUAUCUUUGGCCUUGAGAGGUGAAUUUGGUUGGGAAGUGGCCGGACCUUUAGCUGAAAUAGGAUGGCGGUUACGUAAACAUUUUUACACAAUCAAACACAAAUCUAAAUCCAAAGACGAACUGAUUGGUAGCUGGACUGAUUAUGGUCCUGAUAAGUACUUAGAUGACAAGGAUAUGCAUUCGGUUUUUAAGAGUCUACAUCAAAUAGAACACCCUUACAUUGGUCAGAUUGGUCUUUGUUUGUGCACAGAAAUUGGUGGCCUUGUGGUGAGAGACAUGAACAAAAAUGGUUCCUUGAGGGACUUACUUUGUGGUGCCAAGCCAAAAUUGUCUUUUCUAAAAAAAUACGGCAAUCCUAAGGGCCAUAAACUACUGACAACUGACGACAUAGCCUUGUAUGGCAGACAAAUAUUGGAAGCUUUAAAGUUUUUGCACGAAAAAGGUUUUCCUUAUGGUCACCUACACAGCGGAAAUAUUUUAAUUGAAAAUGAUAGAAUCAAAUUGACUGAUAUUGAAAAUGGCGUGCUAGGAGUACCGUCCUAUUACAGGCCGUAUUUCAUGCAACAUAAAAAAAUCAGUACACUGGAAGCUAUUGAUGUUUACUGUUUCGGACAUGUACUUUACGAAAUGGCCAUAGGUACGCCGUUACACGAAAGCUACAUUGAAGAAAUUUCCGAAUGUCCGCAUCAAAUCAAAAACAUCCUCCAAUCGAUUCUGUCGCACGACGCUUGCAAAAACGGCCUUCCCACAAUCGACGGCCUGCUAAACGACCCUUUUUUCGCUAGGGUGCACCUGAAUUUGACUGACAAGGAUCGUGCCCACUUCAAGAUUCCUUCGGCUGCCAAGGAGCACCUGAAAACUGUUGUGCUGAAAAUUGAGGAACGGCUCAAAGGCGAGCAAAAGGUGGUGAGGAGCCAGAAACGGUUGACGAAAGUGCAAGAGAUGAUGAGCAGCGAGGAGGAGAGGAAAAAGCACAAGAGUAGAAUUAAACAAGAACGUCACUUGAGAGAACAGAGAAGCAAAGACGGUUCCACCAAAAAGAACCAGUUGGAAAGAUGCGACAGCGUGAACAGUAGCGCUCCUACUUCGGUCGGAACGGCUACUCCACCGUCAGUAGCUGGUUCUACCGUUCCUUCACCUCCACCUCCGCCGCCACCUCCAGUAGCGCCCGACAUACCUCCACCACCUCCGCCGUUACUCACCAAUGGCACGCCUGAAGCUCAUACCAAAGACAGAUCGGCGCUACUGGGCGCCAUUAGUGGUUUCGAUAAGUCGGCUUUGAAAAAAGUUCAAUCGGCAGUGAAAAAUUUACACGUUUAAUGUUCUGAAGCAUAUUAGGAAAGAUUCAAAUUUUACAGACACAAUGGAAAAAAUAACAAAGAAAGAUUUUAAAUCUGGAUUGCAGGUCAAUAUUUCCAUUAAGCAAAAAGUGGUAAGUUUUGGAUUUGAUUUAUAUAAACCUUGAUAUUAAACAAACCAGAACUUUAGAACUUAGAACUUAUUAAAACAUGGAAGAUCAAUAAAAAAAUAACGCACACUCAAAAACAAACAUUGUAAAAUCUACACAGGUCACAGACGUACCUAAUUAAAAAACAAAAUUUAAAAUAAUUUCCAUAACAUGUUCCCUGACUUGUUGUAAGUAAGGAGUUGAGACAAACAGGUCUUUUUCCGCCAUAAAAUUCAUAUAGGGUAAAUGGCUGACAAAUAACAAAUCGGCGUAAGUUAUAAAGCUUCCAACGAAAUACCCGUUGUUUUCUUUUGCCAUUUCUUCGAAUUUAUUCACAUAGGAAGGUACGAUUUCGUUAAAUAAAACCUUGCCGUAAGCUUCCUUCGUCGUUUUAUCUAGUUCAUAGCAGUAUUUGCGAAGUUUAGUACAAAAAUCAUUGAUUUCACGGACAGCGGCCUUGACUUGCAAAUCUUUGACCUCGUUUCUGCGCCAAGGCUCAAUGUUCUUAGCCUCCAAACUUUGAUGGGAAGUUUUAUCGGCGUGUUUCAAAACCGGCAUUUGACCGGCGGCGUGUUCCAAAACCGGCAUUUGACCGGCGGCGUGUUCCAAAACCGGCAUUUGACCGGCGGCGUGUUCCAAAACCGGCAUUUGACCGGCGGCGUGUUCCAAAACCGGCAUUUUACCGGAAGGCAUGGCUUCACACUGAUUUUCUAAAAGCUCUGCUGGUUCAUCUAUUUUUUCCAAAUUCCUGGGGGAUCGGGAUCUUGAUCUUAAUCUUUCUUUUAUAAUAUUUUUUGGGUCAGGUUGCCAGUAAUUUAGUUUUUUUUUUUUAUUUUAAAUUCCUCCAUCGCGAAAUCAGUAUCACUAUCACGUCACAACGUCACACGCCACGUUAGAGUAUCUACUGUACUCUAAAAAGUUCCAAUAAUUAAUAUCGAAGACUUUAUUUUGCUGAAAUGAUCCUCAACUAGUGAGUAUCUUUUCUGUAAAAACUAAAUCUGAGUUAUAGUUUUUAAAAGAAAAAAGAGAGAUCAUACACUAUAAUGUGAAAAAUUAGAAGAAAUCUCGUUUGAAGUUGGUAUUUUUACUUGAGAAGAAUAUUUUGCGGUGAUAAAAUGAAAUUUUCAAUCGUCACCAAGCAAUUCCAAAGCCAUAUUUGUAAAUUAUCUUAAUAUUGGGGCCAUUCGAACCUCUCGGUUAUCGUCAUAUAUUUAUUUAGUCAAAUAGUAUUAGAUGUUUGAUAGCUAUUAUUGUAUCAGUCUUUAGCUUAUAAUGAGUCAUUUUUACAGCUCUAUCAUUAAAAAAAAGUUUUCUUCCAAUAGUUAUAGUGCCAAAGAAUGCUUUGUAGUUUAACGUUCAAUAAGGCAAAACAGUUUUUUUCAAAAGUAUUCUAUAAAUAAAUACAAUUUUUGUUGAAAUAUAAAACUUGAUUUCCUAUAGCUUUAUGUUAAAAAAUAAAUAUGUUUAUUGUUCUCCUUUGUCACUUUGUUAUUAACGAGGAGCUAAUUAAUUUGCACUAAUAAAAGAGCCUGCACGUCUCUGUGUUUAAAAUUAUAUAUUACUCAUUCUUCCACUAGUGAUGUAAUGAGUUUAUUAUCCAUCUUAUUUUUUUCAAUAGUUGACAUAGUUUUUCUUCAUAUCAUUAGUCUAUUUGAAUAUGUACUAUAAUUAGUAAUUGUAAUAACUCCGUAAUCAAUCACUAUUAAAAAAAAUAUGCCUAAACUAUUUUAUACAUUAAUUAAUGUAGCUGUAUACCUAAAUGUUCCCUCGACAAGAAUUAGUAUAUUUUUCUCAUGUCAAAAUCCUUAUAUUAAGAAUAUUAUCAAUAAAUAUAUAAAAAAAAAAAUACUAGUCAUAUUUUAACUAAAUAUAUUUGUAUAAGUCGUGUUAUGUAUUGAUUGUAUGUUUUGUACAAAUUAAUUAGUUGUGGCAUUUUUAGUCGUGUCAGUUUAUUCCAUUAUUUCUAUUGUAAUAAUACCUUAAAUUAUUAUAUAACAAUAAUAAAGAGAUAAUAUACUUACUUGAUUUUUUUUUUUUUUGGAAAUUCAGUUGUAGUGAACGACUACAAAUCAAAUAGCUUCAUUUGGAAUUACAGUUCUGAGGAUAACAAUAAGUUUACUAAGAGCGGA